AUGGAACUUGGCCCUUAUUUGUCACCGCCUGCCCAUUCCUCCCGUAUCCGACAUUGGGGUAUUAUCCCAUUAAAGCUCCAGGGUAGUCAUCCUGUUUCUGUGUUAGACGAACGUGAAAAGCGUAGCUCACUCAGUAACAGUCCCAUAAGAAACACAUACCAGAACAUCGACUUGGGACAUUCUCAGUCGCAACAAAAGUUCCUCCAGGCGGAACUUCAAACAUUGUUAAUGAUUGCAGAUAAACUCGACGUAACCAACCACCCGCUCAACAAGGGCCAGCAACAACCUUUGAUCAAAGUGGUGACCUUCCUCAAACGAAAGAAGGGCAUGACUCGUGAAGAAUUUCGAGAUUUUUACGAGAAUAACCACGCCAAACUCUUUGUAAAGUAUCUCUCUAAUCCCGGCAUUGUACGAUAUGCGCGUCGCUAUGUAACGGCCAUCCCAGACGCAAUCACAGGCGAGACUAAAGACACUGGGUUUGACUCGUUGACAGAGGUCUGGCUCAAUGAUCCAGAUCUCUAUAGGGCAUGGACUUCCGGCGAGAUGAUGGGUGAUGAGUUUCGAGAAUUUGUUGCAGCAGAGGAAGAGCAUCUGUUCGAUCGCGAUCAGAUACAUGUCUGCGUCGUAGAGGAGGUCGACUCAGUCUUGCCACAACAUUCUUCUUCAUCUUGA
Messenger RNA from Exophiala aquamarina CBS 119918, 672 nucleotides. RefSeq lists its product as uncharacterized. NCBI's taxonomy places the organism in Eukaryota, Fungi, Ascomycota, Eurotiomycetes, Chaetothyriales, Herpotrichiellaceae. The transcript has 2 exons. Bases 1 to 672 code for a protein of 223 amino acids. The record is from RefSeq and is a predicted model, not a curated record. Gene Ontology annotation, molecular function: oxidoreductase activity.